This is a messenger RNA of Athalia rosae (coleseed sawfly), 2160 nucleotides long. It is a transcript of the gene sigmar, whose product is annotated as tumor necrosis factor alpha-induced protein 8-like protein. The record is from RefSeq and is a predicted model, not a curated record. NCBI's taxonomy places the organism in Eukaryota, Metazoa, Arthropoda, Insecta, Hymenoptera, Athaliidae. Gene Ontology annotation, cellular component: cytoplasm. Bases 657 to 1289 code for a protein of 210 amino acids. Gene Ontology annotation, biological process: regulation of apoptotic process. The transcript has 5 exons.
CACAACAUCAGUCGAGGAGGAUCUGACGGCGCUCGACGACGAUCGCAGUGACUAAACAUUGAAAUUAGUGUAUACAUAUUUUAUUACCGAUAGAACGUUAGUUAGAAUUAAUUGAUAACACGGGAACUCGUCAAUUGAUUAAAUUGAUCAGUGAUAUAAGACAGGAAUUGUGACAGUGGUAAUUUAUUGUUUCUUUUUAUUUUUGUUAUUUUAACUAAUUCAUCGGUCCGUGACCUGUUUGUUUUUCUUUCGUUUUAAAACGUGCAGAUUAGCCUUCAACAAUUCGUUGUCUCUACGCGGGAAUUCGAUUGAAGAAGGAACUGGAAUUCGUUCACCUUUUUUUUCUUUUCGUUUUUUUUACCUCGGAGAUAGCUGUCGCUAAUUGCGACUAAAAUAACAGCAGAGCUGGCGUGGGGUACGGCAGUGAUGGAGUUGCAAAGCUGGUUGCUCUAUCACCUCGUAGCGGCCAAUGACUGUAAUCAAGCUUGAGCAGCCACACGUUACACAUGACAUGUACCACGUCAAUUGAGUUCCUUUGGUUGAUUAAUUUAUCCUGAGUUUUAUCUGCACGCAUUUUUACGUUUUGAACGUUGAAUCGUCAUCUGUUUGGAUAAGUAAUAUCUCAUACGUUAUCGAGAGGAAGCCGCGGUCUACCAAUGUUUGAUGUGAUGCAGUCCGCAGCUACCGGAGGAGGAGGAUUUCCGGGUGGAAGUAGCGGCAGUAGAGCACGUGAUUUGGGACUUAGAGCGCAGAAAAAAAUUCUUGGACGUGUUAUUUCAACGGGGGCAGGACGAUCCUUGCUGAUAGACGAUGCGACAACUUCUUUACUCGACAAUCUUUACAGACUCGCCGAAAAAGCAGUGAAAAAAAAUCCUGGAUUAGACAAAAAACAGCCGGAAAAGGUUUUGAAAAAUAUCGUCAAAUUAUCGAUCAAGAUUGGCCUUUUGCAACGUAAUCAACAAUUGGGAGUCGCCGACGAGCCUAAAAUCGUUGAAAUAAGAUCGUCUCUGCGAGCCGCAGCGAUGGCGGUUGUUUCAUUUUACGAGUUAGAAUUUAGUUUCGAUAAAUUAUAUCUAACGAGAUCAUUGGAGAGGUGCAGAACUGUGAUACAAUCAUUGAUAGGUUCUCACCUAACGGAUAAAUCCCAAGAUCGUUGCCAUCAGGUUUUCGAUUUUGUGACUCAUCCGGAAUUUUUGGAAGCAGUUUUCGGUCAAAAUUCAGAACUCAGACCUACUCUAGGACUCCUAGUCAAUGACAUCAAUAAAGCUCUCGAUGCUGGCCAUCUCUGAUUUUAAGAUAAUCAUCAUUUUUAGUUAGUCCGUACGUUUUUUUUUUUUCAUUCAUUCAAAAAUAUUCCAAGAUUUAAAAAGCAUAGGUUUUUAGAAGAAAAUGAAAAAACAAAGACCAAAAAUAAUGAAAUAGAACCCUGUACAGAUUCCGUGAAAAAGUCAUUCAAAACUUUUACGUCGAAGAAUUGGAGGGAUUGUAUUCAAUGUUGCUCCAAAAAUUUGAAAAUUUGCUUAAAUUAUGCCCAUCACUUGAUAAUAAUUUAUAGCACAUAAUUAUUCAAGCAGUUAUUAUCACACUUAUUAUUUAAUUAACCAAAAAUUUUUAAACGCUAUAGUAUUUCUUUUUUUUUCAUUUUUUUUUUUUUAUAUACCUAUAAUGAUAGUAAAAAAAACUUGUACGCAAUAAAUAUUAAAUACUCCAUUUAAUAUAUUGAUACUACAAUUAUUAUAAUUAAUAUAACUAUCAUUAUCAAGUUACACCAUUAAUUUAUUAUUCAUUUUAUACCAUUGGUGAUAUUUACCUUAAUAUAUUCAUGAUUUUUUUUUGGCUGUUUUUUUCUUCACUUUUUCUUUUGAAUAAUGAAGCAAGUUUGAUCAACUCAUUUAUUAUAAUUACUUGAUAUGCGCAACGGUGCUGCGUUCGAGCAAUACCAAUUACAGAUAAACCAAAAAUAAAAUAAAAAAACGAAAACGAGAGAAAAGUUACAAGAACCAAGUAUUUCUCGGUGAAAAAUAAGAAUUUAAUUAUUUCUUUUAAUCCAAAAUGCAGUUCGGGUCUCUCCGAUGCGACAGACACUACGCAACCGUUGCUAGCAUUGAUCUUGAAGCUAUUAGCAAAAAUAUUUUUCGAAUCAUUUUUUUUUUCUUCCUC